AUGAGUUCCAAUGUGUUAUUUAUUGUCGUCUAUGGAAAAGUGCAGGUGCUCUUGGAUUUUAUGAAUAUCAAGGAAUUUCAUCAAGUUUGUGCCAUCAAGUCCUCAGCGGAUUUUUUUGCCAUUCACGUUGAGUUUUUUAAUUUGCAGAAAUUGCUGACGCUUCAUCCACCUCUAUUCUCCCCCGAUUCACUAACGGUCAAUGAAAGUGGGACAUUAUUAGCCUUGGCUGGACCAAAUGGUGUUCUAGUGGUGCAGUUGCCUCCCAGGUGUCCUCCUUAUGGAGCCUUCGAAAGCAACAAGGAGCUAAUCUAUUGCAGGAGUUACAGUUUGGAUGAGCGCCUGUUAACAUGCAACGAUACGAUACAAGUUAGACGAGUUAAAUUUCAUCCUGGAAGCAUUACGGACACCCACAUUUUGGUUUUAACUUCGGAUAACACUCUCAGACUCUAUCAAAUCGAAAAUAAUGAAGCUUUCAGCGUAGGAACGUAUCCAAUAGGAGAAAGUCCAGGUGGGCUGUUUCCCGGCAGUAAAAUCUCAUUCUUGGAUAUAUAUGGGGAAAUUGCUGUGGAUUUUGAUUUUGGCUUUCCCGAAAUCGUCGAAGAAGCCGCCAUUUGGGAAAGUUUGAAAAAAAUGAAUAUCAGCCAAAGCGAAAAAGGCGACCGGUUUAAAAAUGGGUUUAAGUCCAAAUAUGGAACGAAAGUAACUGCAAAACCGUAUGAAAAACCGCAGAAUAACACAAAUGCCGAUCAACUGAAAGAACUCGUCUGGCCUGUCUACAUUUUAAGGGGCGAUUUUUCAGUUUUCAGCAUCAACAUUGAUCUGAAAAAACGCAUUAGAGCAGUUCUUAGAGGCCCAUUUCCGACCUCUCAGCUGCCAAGCAUGGUUGAGAACGAAGCGUGCUCUAUUAUCGCUCUAAAAACCGUUCCUGAAAUGCUAUGCAUUGCCGGCUCUAAUGGAAUUCUCACUCACGGUGUACUACUCAAUAUUGAUGAAACAGAGCAAGAACAGCUCAAAGCAAAAUCCCCAGCAAACGCCCCGGAAAAGGAACUUCUAGUGUUUGAAACUGUCGAGUUGGAACUUGGACUGACCAUAGCGCAAGAAAGCGAACAUGAAGAGCUCGUUAAAUACAAAUGUCCGAUUUUCCUGCGAAAAGACGACUCAAAAGCUUCCAGAUAUUUUGCAACGCACAGUGCAGGUGUGCACACGAUUAACUUAAAUUGCGUCGAUGACUUGCACAGUUUUGUCUUCGGACCCGAAGAUGCGAAGCCAUCGUCUGACAUAUUCAUGCAUCCCACUUCCGCAGAGUAUUUGGUGUGUACCAAAGUUUUGAACAGUGAAAAAUCGAACACAGUAAUAGGAUUUGCGCUAUAUUACGAGCCCACGUCGAUCAUCGCUAUUUUGAGCGAUGGCAGUGUGGUCACUUUGGGCAUUUUGGCCGAAACUAUUGCCCCUAAGGACCAAAGUAUGAUCAAAUCUGAAUUGGAAGAUUCACAAAUUUGUUCCCCAUUGAAAAAGAUGUUAAACGAGCCAUUUGACCAGUAUAUCCAGAAAAUCUUAAAGAAAGGAUCGAGUAGACCGUUGUUGAAAAUAUCUACUUCUUCCAAUCACCCACCUGAAGAAUGCUUCGAUUUGUUACAACGUGCAGCAGCGAUGUUUCGUGAAGAACACGUUAAAAAUCUGGGAAAAGCCAAAGAGGAAUUGGAAAAACGAAUGCAUACUCUCAGGCUAUUGAAGCAAGCUCAGAAACAGCAAAUUGAAGAAAUGAACGUUACUAAGGACGAGCUGAGGGAAAAAGCCGAAAAUCUGGCAGAGAAAUAUGAAGAUAUUAACGACAAGCAGGAAAUGUUGUUAAAAAAGUGCGAGAAUCUUAUAAUGUUGGUAUCGAGGAAAAGAACGGAACCGUCAGAUGCAGAAAGCAAAUUUUUGAGAGAUUUGGAAGAGUACAAUAAUAGAUGUGCUUCCUUUCAAACCGUUAUCGAUAAAGUGAAAAAUAAAACUAAAUAUCAACAAAUUCAAAUACAAAAUUGGAAAUCUCGAGAAAACAAAAAAAUUCCUGCCAUCGGCGAGAUGCAAGCAAACACAAUUAAAGAAAGCGUCCGUGAAUCUACGAGCAAAAUCAACGAAAUGGUAAAGCAGGUAAAUGAAUAUAAAGCUCUGUUAAGUUUGAAAUAAAAAUGAGUUAAAUUUGGUAUCAAUAAAAUAUGUUUUGCACUUGCCUCAAAUGCUGAUAUAAUGAUUUAUUUUAACAGCUAAAUAUAAAAUACAAGUGUAGGGUG
Dendroctonus ponderosae (mountain pine beetle) is the source of this 2276-nucleotide messenger RNA. Its product is annotated as nuclear pore complex protein Nup88-like. The transcript has 12 exons. Gene Ontology annotation, cellular component: nuclear pore. Bases 1 to 2172 code for a protein of 723 amino acids. Gene Ontology annotation, biological process: mRNA export from nucleus; ribosomal large subunit export from nucleus; ribosomal small subunit export from nucleus. Lineage: Eukaryota; Metazoa; Arthropoda; Insecta; Coleoptera; Curculionidae. Gene Ontology annotation, molecular function: structural constituent of nuclear pore. The record is from RefSeq and is a predicted model, not a curated record.